Schistosoma haematobium is the source of this 210-nucleotide messenger RNA. RefSeq lists its product as uncharacterized. The coding region runs from base 1 to 210 and encodes 69 amino acids. The record is from RefSeq and is a predicted model, not a curated record. NCBI's taxonomy places the organism in Eukaryota, Metazoa, Platyhelminthes, Trematoda, Strigeidida, Schistosomatidae. The transcript is spliced from 4 exons.
AUGAGAGCUGCUUUCAUGAAAAAAUAUGACUUUCUUUCGUUCAGUGAGUUUGCUAAUGAAAGCACCCUAAAAGAAGUAAAGAGAGAAAUCACUUGUAAUGACAGUACUUCAACUAUUACACCAUCGACUAGCAACAUCAAUCAAGGACUUUCAGAUAAUAGUGGAUCUCCUGAAGUGAACCUGUGCUCUCCAAAGCCCGGUGAUUCUUGA